Molecule: messenger RNA, 6945 nt
Organism: Clupea harengus (Atlantic herring)
Lineage: Eukaryota; Metazoa; Chordata; Actinopteri; Clupeiformes; Clupeidae
Gene: fndc3a
Product: fibronectin type III domain containing 3A
Molecular function (GO): protein binding
Source: RefSeq, a predicted model, not a curated record
GUGUACAUUCUUGUAGGGAAAACGAUGGCGCUCUUCCAGAUGGUUAAAGGGCCCUGUGCACUAACGUGCAGAGAGGUUUACUGUUGUAGGUAGAAAUUAGUGAUACCCACAAACACUAUUGAUUUCUGGAUUUGAAGAACCUCUCCAACCAUCAUUAUAUCAUUUUACACGAUUAUCUCUAUGAUGUCACCUAUCAGAAACUCUAGGAUCAGGAAGGCAGUCGAGACAUGUAUUAAGUGUGCUUAAGGAGCCACGUAGCUUGCUAGCUAGUUAUCCAAGUGAAUGCGAGGAGGCUAGUUUUCGAAACGCUGACAGAUUAAAUUCAGUCAUACUGCAGCCAAAGAGUGUGACGGUAUUAUUUGUGUGCCUGCAGACAAGGGUCGAGCGAGAAACAGCUGUGGAGCUGGGAGUGCCUGGUCCGUGGUGUGAAUGAGGGAGCCAUGGCAGACCACACCCCCCCACUGGAGUCCGGCCAGCUGCUUGGCCCCGAGCGCCCACUCCUCCAGUCGCCUCCACCCCCGCCCAUGGUCAACGGAGACGGCCCACAGCAGGUAAUCUUGGUGCAGGUAAACCCAGGUGAAGCCUUCACAAUCCAGAGAGAGGAUGGUCACAUCCAGUGUAUCACAGGUCCUGCUCAGGUUCCCAUGAUGUCCCCAAAUGGUUCAGUGCCUCCAAUCUAUGUGCCUCCUGGAUACGUUUCACAGAUCAUCGAGGAGAAUGGCGUACGGCGGGUGCUGGUGCUGCCUCAGCCAGAGUUCCACCACGGGGGUCACUCUCCCCUUCACCACGCGCCGCCCCCGCCGCCGCCCCCUCAUGCCCACAUGCCCGCCUUCCUGUCGCACCCGCCCAUGAUGGCCCCUCCUCCGCACCUCUACUCAGGCAUGGCUGGGGGCGCCAGUGACAUGGGCCCUCAGUACAUCUCUCAGUACCACCCAGCACACAUCUACUCAGAACAGGACCCCCACUCCCUCCAUGGCCGCCCACAGUUCGUGCACCGCGACGAAAGGGCUAGCAAAACCUACGAGCGGCUGCAGAAGAAGCUCAAGGAGCGACAGGGAGGAGAGAGAGGGGGAGAAGGAGGAGGAGGAGGAGGUGGUGGAGGAGGAGGAGGAGGAGGAGGGGGAGGGGGAGGGGGACCCAACAAGGACAGCCCCCCUCCCUCCCCACAGAAGAGCCGCAUGACCCCCCCAGUGUCGGAUGUCCACAAUGGUUUGGGCGGAAAGGGGCUGGAGCAGGAACUGAGCCGCAGCGCCUCCCCCGGAUCCCCCAGACGGCCCUCCGCCACCGGUGGACGGGACAAGGACAUGGAGCCUGGAGAGUUGGAUGAAGAGGCCCUGGCACUGCAAGCAAGGCUAAACAACAUUAGCAAGCCAGUGGUGGUGGAGAUCCAGGCCCGGGAUGUGUCUCUGAGCUGGAGCGUCCCACCCAGGACAGAAGCUGGGGGCGAGGGUGACGCAGCGGCAGAGGGAGACGAGGACGAGGAGGAGGAGGAGGAGGAGGAGGAGGAGGGAGAAGCACAGGGGGAAGAGGGGGCCGAUCAGACACCCCCAGACCCUCCGUUCACUUACGAGGUGUCGGUCUCAUACAGUGGCAAAGAUGGCAGAUACAAGAGUGUAUACAGUGGUAAAGACCUGGGCGCGACCAUAGCAGACCUUAGACCAGCGACAGACUACCACGUCAGGGUCCAGGCCAUGUGUAAGUGUUUACAGGGCUCCCCCUCAGAAGCAGUGAGCUUCACCACACUCAGCUGUGAGCCUGACGCCCCCAGCCCACCCAAGAAGGCCAACGGCACCAAGAACUCCCUCAGCCUGCAGUGGAAGGCGCCUUGUGACAACGGCUCCAAGAUCCAGAACUACAUCCUGCAGUGGGACGAGGGAACGGGCACAGGGAUCUUUGAGCAGUGUUACUACGGCCCGCCGAAGCAGUACAGAGUCACCAAGCUCUCGCCGGCCUCCAGAUAUGCUUUCCGCCUGGCUGCCAAGAACGACAUGGGGGUCAGUGAGUUCAGUGAGGUGGUGGAGCUGAUGACGUCGUGUGGCGUGCCGGCCCCUCCGGCCAACCCUGAGCUGGUGAAGUCUGGGGUCACCAUGGUGUGCCUGCAGUGGCAGCGGCCCCAAGGCUCACCCCGCGAGGACGACAUCGGCUAUGUGCUCGAGAUGGAGGAGAUGGGAUCGGGCUACGGUUUCCAGCCAAGUUACGAUGGUGAUGAGCUCGCCUGCACAGUCAGAAACCUCCACAGGAGCACCACCUACAAGUUCCGCGUGGCAGCCUACAACACAGAGGGGAAGAGUAACCCCAGCCCUGUGACGGAGAUCACCACCUCCCCAGACCGACCGGCCUGUCCUCCCCGACCCACACUCAAGGCCAAGGCUAACCCCACCAGCUUCCGCAUGACCUGGGAUGCCCCCAAAGACAACGGAGGUUCAGACAUCACAAAGUACACAGUGGAGAUCUCUGAAGGUCUAACAGGUUCAACAUGGGAGGAGGUGUAUAAUGGGUCUGCGAUGGAGUGUGUGUGUGAUGGUCUGAAGCCAGGCUGCUCCUAUCAGACCAGAGUGUACUGCAUAAGUGAGGGAGGCCAGAGUACACUGUCGGAGGCCCUGCAGGUACAGACUCCAGCCGUACCCCCUGGUCCAUGCCAGCCCCCCAGAGUGGUGGGUCGCCCCAAAGCACGAGAGCUGCAGCUGCGCUGGAGUCCUCCUCAGGUGGACGGUGGCAGCGUGGUGGUCGGCUACAGCGUGGAGGUGUGCGGGGCGCAGUCAGAGGAGGGCCGGGAGGUGUACCAGGGCUCCGAGCUGGACUGCACAGUCAGCAGCCUGCUGCCUGGACGUGCGUACAGCUUCCGGGUCAGAGCAGCCAACAAAGCAGGGUAUGGUCCCUUCUCGGAGCGAUCAGAGGCCACAACGGGCCCCGGGGCUCCAGAGCAGUGCCGCCCCCCUCACGUCACCUGCAGAUCCCCCUCCUGUGCUGUGGUCAGCUGGGAGGCUCCCCCCAGCAACGGUGCCCCAGUAACGGAGUUCCGUGUGGAGUGGGGUGCAGCUGAGGGGAGUAUGCAGUCGUGCUACUCAGGAGCAGCCCUCGGCCAUGAGGUGAAGGGCCUUCUACCUGCCUCCAACUACUUUUGCAGAGUACAGGCGGUGAACGUGGCAGGAGCGGGCCCCUUCAGCGAGGUGGUGUUGUGCCAGACGCCCUGCUCGGUGCCCGCGGCAGUCAGCGUGGUCCACGCCCUACGGGAGAGCGAGAUGACCGUGGAGCAGCCUGCCCGGCCGCGCCACCGCAGCGAGGAGGACGACGACGAUGAUGAUGAUGAGGAGGAGGAGGAAGACGAGGAGGAGGAGGAGUCGCCUCCACUUCUCUACUCGCCCUCCACCUGCCUGGGCCUGCGCUGGGAGCCGCCCUGCGACCACGGCAGCGAGAUCACCUCCUACCUGAUCGACCUGGGAGAGAGGCAGCCCAUACUCACCGGGCCUGUCACCAAACACAUCCUCCAGAACCUACAGCCUGACACCACCUACAGAGUGAGGAUCCAGGCCUUGAACAGUCUGGGUGCGGGCCCCUUCAGCCACACCUUUAAGCUGAAGACCAAGCCCCUGCCCCCGCCACCCCCCCGCCUGGAGUGCACCGCCUUCAGCCACCAGACCCUCCGGUUCAAGUGGGGCGACGGCCCCGCCAAAGCCACCACCUCCGAUGCCCUGCAGUACCUCCUGCAGAUGGAGGACAGGAACGGGAGAUUUGCACUCUUGUACAAAGGACCAUGCCACACUCAUAAAGUGCAGAGGCUGAAUGAAUCUACCUCUUACACGUUCCGCAUCCAAGCCUUUAAUGAGGCGGGGGAGGGGCCCUUCUCCAAUGUUUACACGUUCACCACGCUCCGCUCGCCCCCCGCCGCCCUCAAAGCUCCUAAAGUGGAGCGCGUGGGCGACCAAUCCUGUGAGAUCAGCUGGGAGGCGCUGCAGCCCAUGAAGGGAGACCCCAUCAGCUACACGCUGCAGAGCAUGCUGGGAAAUUCUGAGUUCAAACAGGUGUAUAAGGGCAGCUCAUCCUCGCACACGAUGUCGGGGCUCCAGGUAACCAGCGAGUACCGCUUCCGCGCCUGCGCCCACCGCCUGUGCCAGGACGCGCCCGAGCUGGCCGGCCCCUACAGCCCCACCGUCUUCCUGCAGCCACAGCGCCCGGCGCCAGACGCGGGCGGAGGCGCUGCGGGGGGCGCCCGGGCAACAGAGGCACGGCGGGCCAAGCGCAGCCUGACGGACGAGCAGCUAACGCUCAUCUUCAUCCUGCUCUUCGGCGUCAGCGGCAUCCUCAUCGCAUUCGUCAUCCAGUACUUUGUCAUUAAGUGAGACUGCCCACAGGAGAUGUGAAGGAUUGUGCAAAAGAGGAAAACAAAAACAGACACACACCUACACAUAUACAUACAUGUAUACAUACAACCCCCCCCCCCCCCAUCCUACAUGAUCUGUAUGGCUUUGUUUUUUCCAUUUUGUUUUUAGUUUUUGUUUUUUUAUUUCUCUUUUAUUUUAUCUUGUUUCCUUAUAUCUGUUGUUUUUUUCCUUGUCUUGUUUGCGUCAUGCGAUUCAGCCGUGCGCAGGAAAGGAAAGGAAGGCUGUGAAGGUUAUUCCUUCCGUCUUACGUCUUCUCUUUAUUUCAUUUCUAUCUCUCAUCCCCCCCUCUUGCUCCCCACUGUUGGCGGAGCUCUCUUGUUUCAGUAGGGUUGUGUUUUUGUAUGUCAGGAUGGGAGGACCGAGCAGCUCAGCUCAGAGGAUGGAUCAUCUCUUGCUUUUCAUCUCAUUCAUUCACCUAACUACGUAUAUUUGUCACGCAUAUUUUCAUAUAUGUGCAGAUGUAGGCAUCUUGUUAUUUAUAUAUAUAUAUAUAUAUAUAUAUAUAUAUAUAUACACACACACACAUAUUUUUUAGCUCCGGUAUGGGAGAAUCUGAUUGGUUUUUCAGGCCUGGCCCUCGGGCCUUGGCCCCCCUUCUUAAGAGAGUGCUUUUGGGGACAGGAAGGCAGAGUGAAGUGUACCGGCAGACUCUCUGGGAAACCGCCUCCGAGGUUCAUGAGAGAAGUGGCCACCAUGGACGACCAAAAAGCUUUGGGGUCGCCCGUGGGACCCCAGAAGGACUUGUGAACCCCCCACCCCCCACCCACCCCACCCCCUCAACACAGUCCACCCCAUCCCCACCCCAUCCCCACCCCCUAAAAUGUUGGGGGAUGAGUUCCCAAAGAGAAGAAGGAACCUUAUAAGAGGUGCAGCAUGGCCCUCUGCGGUGUAGUAGAACGUUCAUUUAGCACUUUCCAAACUUUUCGAUGUCCCGAAUGUGUAAGGAUGCAAAAAUGACUAGAGAAAUGUUUAGUAUAUUUUUGUACAGUGAAGAAACACAGAAAAACCUGUUAAUUCCCAAAGGGGGGAAUAUCUCAUGACAGGGUUUAGUGGGGAUAGGCAUAAACAAACAAACAAACAAACAAACAAACAAACAAAGUGAAGGAAAAAAAAAUGAGAACCAAACUAACACGAGAAGAAAAAAAUGAAGAGUUAUUUUUUAAUAUCAAGUAGUUACUGUAGCUUGUUUUUACAGUCAUACAGCGGCUGCUUAGCUCCAAAACAUUUUCUCAGCACAAGGAAGAGAAAACAAACAAACAAAAAAAGAAUAGAAAAAAUGUACACUUUCUGGAAACUUUCUGUCAUCGGUUUUGCACCUUAGAGAAGGGAUGUUAGAGGAAACACGAUGCGCUCAGAUGGAUCAUGCAAAGCCCUGUUUGUGUCUUGGGUGUUUUAAAAAAUUGCAGUUCUAUUGAAUAUAUUAUAGUCUUUGAAACUGGUAUAUGAAACUGUUAUGAUUUAAAAAUAGAUAAAGAAGAAGAAGAAGAAGAAGAAAAAUCUCUGACUUCAGGAGCUUGCUAAUUAAAUUAAAAUCAACUAGCAUUUUUUGCUUAAGUAUUCAUUUCUUAUUCUUAAGUUUAGUUUAAACUGAUUAAGUUCCUUUUACUUUUUUUAGCAAUAUUAAUUUUGAUGUAUUGUUUAAGAUAAUCAUGAGGGUAUUUCAUUAUAGAGCUUAAUAUUAAUUUUGUGAAAUUCUUUUGAAUCCCUCCCCCCCCCCCCCUGUAUGUCGUCAUAGGGCUGGGUGGGUUUAUGUGAGGCAGGAGGGGAUAGGGCUAUGCAUUUGAAGUUUAUUUUUUAUAUCAGAAAAUAAUUUAAGUUAAUUCUGUCCAGAGGAAGAAAAUUGAAAAAAGGAAAAAAAAAUCUUGUGGUGCAGAAAUGCAAAACAGAAAGACGGCAGUAAAACCAUGUGCUCAUUCGUCAUGUACUUCCUGUGAAAUCUAACACUUGCCUUUUCUCUCUGUGUUUAGGUCUUUGUGAGUGAUUGCAAACACUGAACCCACAAACAGUGUAGCAGUCUGCUAGUAGGGUUUUUGUGAUGUGUUUGGUUAUGGGAUGGCCAUUGCUGUUGCAACAGUUAAAAAAAUAAACAGGUACUUUGCAAGAAGUCUUGGAUGAUUUAAAUAUAUAUAUAUAUAAAAAAAGAAUUACAUGAUUUGGUCUUCUAGAUAUUCUGCAAUGUCUCUUUGUCAAAAAAUCUCAAAUUCCUAUUUUUGAUAGUGAUUUAAAAAAAAAUGUAAUUGCAACAUGUGCCAUUUUAGCCCCUCCCCCCACCAUGGUAGACUCCCUACUAUUGGCUGGCGGGAGAAAGGAAGCUACAAAAAGAAAAAAUAUGCACAAAAAAAUUAGACCAUUUUUAUGUCAUUUUAAUGUUUGCAGUUACCUCAUGCACCGUACAUUCCAAAAUGAGAGAUUUGUUAUACUCUACAUACUACCAGACAUAUCACUUUAAACUGUUCGUUAUGAAAUAAAAGAAAUGUAUAAUCAUAAAUAUGUAUCUAAAGUGUAUCUGUAUAGCCAUGAUAUCUACAGAACAUCCAUGCACAAUAAAAGAUUUAUAAUUCUU